UUUGUUUAGAUGAUAAAAAAAAUGUGAGUUCUUGGGAAGUGUUCUAACUUCCAUCAGUUGGAGGUGACCAUUUCACCCUAUCAAGACCAAGUGAAGCCUUUGUAUGUGGAAGAUAAGAAAAGGCAAAAUGAACCCUCAGGAAGAAAAUCCCAGAGAGUUUUUGGGUGCUCACCAUCAUAUGGCUAUGCUGUACCAUCCAUUGAGUUUAGAAAUGCCAAUGUGGCCAGCUUAUAGAUAUCCUGUUCGUGAAAUUGCAAGAGAAGCAGCCAGCAGAUUCCGGACAACUUUUGAUGAAAGAAGACAGAUAUUGAGAAAUCAACAUGUGGAAAGUCCUUUUUGUGAUUGCCUAGAAAAAAAGGCUUAUGCUUCUUGUCAUUGUGGUGAAGAAGAUACAGAGUUUGACUGGCAUUGGGACAAUGACAGUGUUCUUGGAUCCGUGGUCUUGACUGACACGUUGCGAGAUAUCAAGUUCCAUCCUGUUUACAGCUCUGGAACAGCAGCCAUAAAAGGAUGCUACCAAUUCCAGGAUGUGUUUCAUCACUACUGGGAGGUGAAGAUGACAACACCAGUUUAUGGAACAAGCAUGAUGGUUGGAGUGGGGUCUAAAGAUCUGGAUGUUAGUCAACGUCUGGUGAGGUACUGCAGUCUUCUGGGUCAGGAUGAGCACUCCUGGGGACUGUCACAUCUAGGUGAAAUCCACCACAAAGGAAAGGUGAAGAAGUACUGUCAACCCUUUGGUCAAGGGUGCAUUGUGGGGCUGUACUUGGAUCUCUGGAAGGGAACACUUUCUUAUUUUCUCAACAGAAAGCCUCUUGGUGUGGCAUUUCAUGGACUGAAGCAUCAGAAGUUGUACCCUAUGGUGAGCUCCACAGCUGCACGCAGUGGGAUGAGACUUGUAAGUGCUCGAAGUUUCCCCAUGACGUUGCAGCUCCUCUGCCUGGAACAGUUAAGGCAUUGCCUACCCAAGGAACUCUCCAUCUUGGAUGCCUUCCCUUGGCCACCCGGAUUUGCUCGUUUCCUGUGCAAUAAUUUCUGGUGGAUCGUGACUGAUCGAGAACCACUAAGGAACUCUACUAUUCCAGUCCCCCUUGUGUUCCUGGGGGAUGAAGAAGAGUCCAGGAAACGGCGAGGUGAUAAGACCAGUGAUCUUGGAGAUGCUUGUUCUUCCUCUGAUGAAGAAAGACAGAAGCGACUGAAGACUGCCGCAUGACUGGCUCAGUUUGAGUUUGCUUUGAACUAUGUUUUCUUAUGUUUUUGACAUCAGAUAUGGAUGGUCUCAAUAUUGGAUAUUGCUUGUUGGAAACUAAUCUUGGAAAAGAAAUGCAGGUCAUUAAAUCUAUUCCCUCUCAAGACAA
Molecule: messenger RNA, 1355 nt
Organism: Darwinula stevensoni
Lineage: Eukaryota; Metazoa; Arthropoda; Ostracoda; Podocopida; Darwinulidae
Source: the annotation of a GenBank genome assembly